Tachysurus fulvidraco (yellow catfish) is the source of this 2159-nucleotide messenger RNA. It is a transcript of the gene pdlim3b, whose product is annotated as PDZ and LIM domain 3b. The record is from RefSeq and is a predicted model, not a curated record. Lineage: Eukaryota; Metazoa; Chordata; Actinopteri; Siluriformes; Bagridae. The transcript has 8 exons. Gene Ontology annotation, cellular component: stress fiber; Z disc; adherens junction. Gene Ontology annotation, molecular function: muscle alpha-actinin binding; actin binding. Gene Ontology annotation, biological process: muscle structure development; actin cytoskeleton organization; heart development. Bases 209 to 1228 code for a protein of 339 amino acids.
GGCAUCCUGGUAUCCACCUCACACCGACUGACACACACACAUAAAAGGGAUUUAGGCACAGGCACUGACUGCCAAUCAGUGUUGGUGUGUCUAGAUACAGAGAAACAGCUGAUUCUUUCAGUUGUGCAGCUGCUUCUCCUUGGGUAAAAAAAAGCGAAAGACAAUAACAAAAAGAGGAGCAAGAGAACAAGCAGAACAAAGUAGAGACAUGCCGCAGAACGUGCUACUACAAGGGCCUGCCCCAUGGGGAUUUCGACUGUGUGGUGGCAAAGAUUUCAACCAACCUCUAACCAUCACCAGGGUGACUCCUGGCAGUAAGGCCUCACAGGUCAACCUGUGCCCAGGAGAUGUCAUCCUAGCUAUUGAAGGAGUCCCAACAGAGGGAAUGACUCACGCUGAGGCCCAAAACAAGAUAAAAGACACCAGUAAUCAGCUCAGCCUCAAAAUAGAGAGGCCUGAAACCAAACUCUGGUCACCACAAGUCAUGGAGGAAGGCAAAGCACACCCAUUCAAAGUCAACCUGGAAGCAGAGCAACAAGACCUUGGCUAUUUUGAACACAAGUUUAAUGUCAGGCCAAAGCCCUUCACACUUGGGGGUCAAAGCAGAGAUAACAAAUCUCAGAGGGUGACACCGAAUGUAGUUCAUGGGACUGCACCAGUUAAUAAUCGCAGUCAGAUUGAAGGCCUGCCUCGUUCCACUCAGUAUAACUCCCCCAUUAACCUGUACUCAGAUCCCAGUCUAUCGGAAGCUCUACACCACACUCAGUUAUCUGCUGUAACUAAUAAACCAGCAACCAGUGGAAAACCCUUGACAUCCAUUGAGGACUCUGAUGUGUACCGAAUGUUGCAGGAGGAUCAUGAAACUCCUCAUGAGCCUCGCCAGUCCGGCUCCUUCAAGGCCCUGCAGGGCUACAUAGAGAGUGACGGUACAAAGCCAUUGGUAACCAGAAGUGUCAAAGCUCCAGUAACAAAGCCCCUUGGAGCUUCGGGAACGCUACAGAAACUUCCACUGUGUGACAAAUGUGGCAAUGGCAUUGUGGGUACAGUGGUCAAAGCCCGGGACAAGUUCCGCCACCCGGCGUGCUUUGUGUGCUCUGACUGUGGCAUGAACCUGAAGCAGAAAGGAUACUUCUUUGUGGAGGGACAGCUGUAUUGUGAGACUCAUGCUCGACUCCGGAUGAGACCUCCAGAGGGACAUGAUCUGGUCACCGUGUACCCUAAUGCUUAAAAGACACAACAGGCUCCAGUCCUCACUGCCUAUUGACGCUGCAACCUUUUAAAGCAUGUAGAUAUGUGAUUGUUGCUUGAACCCUGGUCUGCCAUGUAUGCUCUAGGGGAAAUAUUUACAUUUUGUUGUUAGACGAGUUCUCUUUAACAUAUAAGAGAAUACUUGCUUGACAGAUUCAGUGCCUCAGUUACUGUAGGUGCCCAAUGAAAAACAGCAAGAGAUCCAAUGUACUGUCAUUUUUUUAGUGCUGUUAUAAUGGAACAGCAAAACUGCUUCUUUCAGGUGUAACAUUUAGAUUUUUUUAAAAUGAUGUAAUUUGUUCAAAAAUCUGAUUUCAUACAAAUUCAAAAUAUUCACACGGUCUUAUUUAUUUGUUCCAGAAUAUUUUUUUAAACUUUUUUUUUUAAACGUAACUUUUUUUAACUACUAUUUAUUAACAUUAACAUUAAUACAUGAAAAAAAUUAAACCCGACAAUGUCUUUAAAAACCAGAGUUAAAGAAUUUUGAUAUUUGAAAUUGGACACUUAGUAGCCAUAUAAUCGUUUAAUAAUUAACCAACAGUGUUAGUGAAAUGUUUUGUGAACAGGUUAGGAGAUUCUGGAGAUAUAUAGCAAAGUCCUCUCACACUCUAUCUGCAUCACCAUUUAAUAAAUGAUUUCAGAUGAGACAGAUCCUGCACCACGUCUGCUAUUUUCUCAACUAUUACUAUUUUAUAUUAAAGAUGUUGAGAUUUGUUUUACCAAUUCCUUAAAAAUAAGUAUACUGAGCAGAGUUCAUUGCAAACCUAGAUGAAUUGUUCUUUACAUAACUGGAGGUGGCCAGCCGUCAAAUGGGAUAUUUAGCUACUAGACUUUCUGCACUAUGUAGCUUUGUCCAGGCGGUGGCAGUAUUUGUAUGUUAUAAUUAAAAUCACAAAACUUUUACGAACUAA